Rangifer tarandus platyrhynchus (Svalbard reindeer) is the source of this 324-nucleotide messenger RNA. The record is from the annotation of a GenBank genome assembly. Lineage: Eukaryota; Metazoa; Chordata; Mammalia; Artiodactyla; Cervidae.
AUGCCCAGGUGGGAGCAGGCCCUGACCGGGCGGAGGGUUCGGGUGGGCUCAGGCGCCGGCCCCAGACGUCAGGCACCUGUCCGUGAUGACUGGCUCUGUUUUAUUUUCCAAGGUAGAAAUAACUCGGGGUUUAUGUGGGUAACUAGGAUUUCUAGAUUUAGCAGAUCUAAAAAGUUGUGUCUAUCUGAUUUAAAAUGUAACUGGGUGAACUGUAUUUCAUCUAGAAGCCCAAUCUUAACAGGAGGACCAUCCCUGUUAACAGCCCAGCCAACACUGAAAGGAAAAUGGAGAACUGUGUAUGAUCACACCCCCGCCAAAGGAUGA